AUGGCAGAAGUACACAUUAUUGGUGAGCUUAUCGGAGCAAGUGGGUUCCCCUCGCAUAACCUGUAUUGUAAAUGGUCUGUUCACAGUGAAGGUUCGUGGCGUUUGCUGGCGGGAGCGAAGGAAGGCCAAACUCAAGUUGACAACCCUCAAAACGAAGAGUGUGCAAAAUGGUCUCAUCCUAUAGACUUACAUUUUGCAACGAACGGUCUAAAAGGCUGGCCGAAGUUUCAUUUUCAAGUGUGGUAUCAGGAUAGCUUUGGUCGGAAUCAGAUCUACGGUUACGGGUUCUGUCACGUUCCUACAUCGCCAGGGACACACGAUAUAGACUGUGUAACAUGGCGACCAUCGGGCUCGUGGAAAGAACAAGUGCGCUCAUAUUUUCUCGGUGGCGGAGCACAGCUCAAGACUUCUGAUGUGAUUUACACUGGAGCUGAUAGGUAUAGACUUAGAACUGUUGCAAUGGGGACUGUUCAUUUACAACUAGGAAUUAUCACUAGAAAUUUUGACAAGUUUGGAAUAGAAUGCUGA
This is a messenger RNA of Paramuricea clavata, 528 nucleotides long. The record is from the annotation of a GenBank genome assembly. NCBI's taxonomy places the organism in Eukaryota, Metazoa, Cnidaria, Anthozoa, Malacalcyonacea, Plexauridae.